UCGGUUCGGGUGUGGUUCAAUAUCGAGUUCCCGCGCUGCUGCCUCGCGUCAUUUCUUUCUUCUCAUUACUCUCUCUCAUCUCCAUCGGAAACAGUUUCAGUGCAGCAAGCAAGGUUGCGAGUUUCACAAAAUUUCCUCCUUUACAUCUUGAUUCUUUCUACGAUUAAUACUUUUCUUUAGUAGGAGUACUCCAUGGAUGAACAUUUGACAGUUCAAAACGGAAAACCAAAGUUUCUCACCAUCUUGCAGUUAAUCCAGGAUGGCCGUGCUCUUACGGCCACAUCAUCUCUUCACUUCUCUCUCGGUCCUCAUAUUCAUCCAUCGUCCUACAAAUCAGUUCCUCGAGAACGGCAAUCAUGUCCCGGCCCCAGCAAUGCAGGUCCUACCACCCCUCAAAUCUUGGCCCCUUUGAACCAGCCGGCAAUGUUAAUCGGAAUCCUAACACUCCCCACCCUGACCCUGAAAUGCCCUAACAGAAGCUGCCUGCAGUUCUCGGACAAUUCAUCAACGAUUUGCUGCGACAUUAUCGAUUUCGACGCUCGCGUUAUCGGUAAGAGAAUUCGCGUACUGGCUUGGAAUUUCAUUCCCUCGAAUCACCACGGUGGGUUCUUGGAGAUCAUCGAAUGGAAAUUACUAAAUUCCGGAGUUGAACUUGGUAGGUCUUCGAGAGUAGAAUCGUUCCCGCUAUUGUCUGGUUCUUCCUGUGCGAGCGAAUACAAUUCCAAACACAGUUAUUUUGUUCACGGCACCUUGGAAUCAAUCAGCCCUGUUUCGGUUGUUCCCUGUUCGUUCGGCAAGAGCAAUAAAGUAGGGGAUUCAAGUGCUCCGGUGAAUAUUCGAGGAUUUCUAGUGAGAAUUAUUGCUUGUGAAUGUAACUUAUGUGCUUCAAGAGAGUUGAUGGCGGUUUUGCAUGACUCGACUUUCCGUCAUUCGUUUACUAAACCAUUGUUUAUUUACUUUUGUGGUUCUGCUUCGUGUUGGCAUCCUGUGAUUACGAAGCUCGUUGGUGGUGUUGUUUUACUGUCUCGGUUGAAGAAAAAGUUGAUCUUCAUGGGAAAAGAUGAGUCUCAAUUGAUGUUUGUAACUACGGAGAAUUCUAUUUUGCAUCUGCCUAGUUCGUUUAAGAAACGGCUACCAUACUUGGAAACUGUUGUUAAGGGGAAAGGUGAAUCUAGUAACUACACUGGCAUUAUCAAAGGCGUGUACAUGGAAGGCAUGGUUAUUGAAUUGGAUAAAGAGGCGUGGCUCUUACUGAGCGACAGGUUUCUUAUACCACCGCAUAGUCUCCGAGUGGGUGCUGUUGUAUCUGUGAGAAAUGUGCAUUUUGUGAAACCUAAAUUUUCUUGGACAAAAGUUCUUAUACUCGGCGCUUGCUUCAGGACUAGUAUAAUGGUAGAAUCAUUCUCUCCUUUGGAGACAGAGCAUUAUAUAGUUUCACAAUCACAAGAUUCGUUAGCAAAGUUCAUCGAAUCAUUGGCUUUUCCUGCCAGAUUUUGGGCACUGCUUGUCAUUUCAUGUUUCCGGAAAAAGUUUGCUGGUAUCUUAUCUGAGAAGGAGAUCUUUGGAUCAGAAAAUGUGAUUACCUGCUCUGGGUGUUGUAUUGUGUUUCAA
This is a messenger RNA of Carica papaya (papaya), 1611 nucleotides long. NCBI's taxonomy places the organism in Eukaryota, Viridiplantae, Streptophyta, Magnoliopsida, Brassicales, Caricaceae. The record is from RefSeq and is a predicted model, not a curated record.